AUGAAGUAAAAGCCUGACUCCACCUGGUCAAAUGUGUUCUCUCUACACACACUGACCUGUCUCCUGAGAACAACUGGAGUGAUAGAGAGAGGAAAAUAAGAUGUCACGAAAUGUCACAGACAUAGUUCAAUUGCAGUUGAAAUGUUUUAACAUCUUAAUGUUGCAUUCAAGGUAACAGUCCAUUUUAAGACUGCUGUGGCUGUAUCAAAAGAGGCAACAAUGGUUAAUAAUUUAGCCAAAUAAGUAAUCACAAGAUGUGGGACUGAGCCGAGCUGUAGUGCAAUUCCAUGGUAACAGAGUGAUGCUGAGGCUCAGAUUUCACUUUAAAAUGUAUGUCAAACAAAAACCAAUGAUUUCAAAGUGAAACAAACCAUACAAAUAUAUGCACAAUGACUACUUUUAACAAUUUUAAAUAAUUGGUUUGUUUGACCUAUAUUUUAAAGUGAAAAAUCUGAGUCUCUGCAUCACUCCGUUACCAUGGAAUUCCCCUGUACCAAUCCACGCCACUUGUCAGUCAGCAUGGCUCAAUGUUGAACAGCAUGCUGUCAGUUCAUGCCCAAUCCACCUCGUGGAGAGCUAUCCUCCUAUAGGUUCACUUCAUCCCUUACCUACACUACUCAUAUUGUUAGCAAUGACUAUCACAUACAUUCAAUAUAGAACCAUCUUUCUAACCAGUAGAGCGCAGCUUUGGCUUUGGUUAAACCACAGUUAGCAUCCUAGCUAGCUGACGUUCACCUAGCUUGCCACAUCAAUAGCCUGCUUCAAUAACAGAAGACCAAAUAACUACCUACUUCAAUUUCAAUAUUGGUAUCAUAGUUGAUUAGCCAGCUAGUUGGUUAGCUAGUUUCUCUACUGAAAAACUGUCUUGACAUGUAGUAAGUAUUUAUUUAGGCGAACAAAAAUCUCUUCUCUCAAAUUAAUUUACUGCAUUCGGAAAUUCAGUUCUGCUUGCUCAAAGUCACACUCACAAGCUCUCACAUGUAAUUUGUGCGCACCACGCUGCCCUGAGCUCACAGCACCCGUCCUCUGCUCGCUCGACAGCAAUUAUUCUCUCUCUACUCAAGUGUUUGCUCGCGCAAUGAUGUUUCAUCUUGUGCCCGUUUGACUUUUGAAUCGGAAUUGACACCAUAGGCUCAUUCAUUAUUACAGUAUGAAAAUGUAUGCACUCACUAACUGUAAGUCGCUCUGGAUAAGAGCGUCUGCUAAAUGACGUACAUGGAAAUGAUAUCAAACCAUCACAUUCAAUGAUACAUUACAACAUAUUGUAUAUCAUUAGACUUAUUUUUACCCCCGGUAACCUCUGUUCAUUGUCUUGUUUUGUGUCAUCGUCAAAAUAGACUCAGUCGUGUCGAGCGUCUCCUGCCUAGCCUGUGUUCAUUAUAUUGUGACUUGACCUGUCUGUUACUGACAAAGUGGUGUGUGGCCUUGCCGGGAUCUCUGUCUCUCUCUCUUUCUCACACUAUCUCCUUCUGUCUUUCUAGCUCACUCUCCCUCUCCGCACCCCUCUCUCUAUCUCCUUAUCUCUCUCUCGCUCUCGCUCUCUCUCUCUCUAUCUCUCUCUAUCUCUCUCUAUAUACACUACCAUCAAAAGUUUGGGGUCACUUAGAAAUGUCCUUGUUUUCUAAAGAAAUUCUAUUUUUUUGUCCUUUAAAAUAACAUCAAAUUGAUCAGAAAUAUAGUGUAGACAUUGUUCAUGUUGUAAAUGGCUAUUGUAGCUGGAAACGGCUGAUUUUUAAUGGAAUAUCUACAUAGGCGUACAGAGGCCCAUUAUCAGCAACCAUCAGUCCUGUGUUCCAAUGACACGUUGUGUUUGCUAAUCCAAGUUUAUCAUUUUAAAAGGCUAAUUGAUCAUUAGAAAACCCUUUUGCAAUUAUGUUAGCACAGCUGAAAACUGUUGUGCUGAUUAAAGAAGCAAUAAAACUGGCCUUCUUGAGACUAGUUGAGUAUCUGGAGCAUCAGCAAUUGUGGGUUUGAUUACAGGCUCAAAAUGGCCAGAACUUUCUUCUGAAACUCAUCAGUCUAUUCUUGUUCUGAGAAAUGAAGGCUAUUCCAUGCAAGAAAUUGGCAAGAAACUGAAGAUCUCGUACCACGCUGUGUACUACUCCCUUCACAGAACAGCGCAAACUGGCUCUAACCAGAAUAGAAAGAGGAGUGGGAGGCUAUUUUACCAAAAAGGAGAGUGAUGGAGUGCUGCAUCAGAUGACCUGUCCUCCACAAUCCCCCGACCUCAACCCAAUUGAGAUGGUUUGGGAUGAAUCGGAUGGCAGAGUGAAGGAAAGGCAGCCAACAAGUGCUAAGCAUAUGUGGGAACUCCUUCUAGACUGUUGGUAAAACAUUCCAGGUGAAGCUGGUUGAGAGAAUGCCAAGAGUGUGCAAAGCUGUCAUCAAGGCAAAGGGUGGCUAUUUAAAGAAUCUCAAAUAUAAAAUAUAGUUUGAUUUGUUUAACACUUUUUUGGUUACUACAUGAUUCCAUAUGUGUUAUUCCAUAGUUUUGAUGUCUUCACUAUUAUUCUACAAUGUAGAAAAUAGUAUAAAUAAAGAAAAACUCUUGAAUGAGUACGUGUGUCCAAACUUUUGACUGGUACUGUAUGUAAAUUACAUUUUCUGUAUUUCAUUUUCAAUAAAUUAGCAACAUUUUCUAAAAACAUGUUUUCACUUUGUCAUUUUUGGUAUUGUGUGUAGUAGAUGGGUGAGGAAAAAAAUAUAUUUAAUCAAUUUUGAAAUCAGGCUGUAACACAACACAAUGUGGACUAAGUCAACGGAUAUGAGUACUUUCUGAAGGAACUGUAUACAGUCAGGUCCAUAAUUAUUGGCAUCCUUGAUAAAGAUGCGCAAAAAAGACAGUAUAAAAGAAAUACAAAUACUGAGCUAUAUUGUAUGCUUAAAAAAAUUGGGAAAAUAUAUUAUUUUAUACUAAUGCUAUUGCUCUGAGAAGAGAUUUUGUAGUAAAACAUUAACUAAUAAUUAAAAACAUUAUUGCCACCCCUGUGACCAAUAACCUCCCUUUGCGAGAAUAACAACACUGAGCCUUUUCUGAAAUGUUUUAUGAGAUUGGAGAACACUUUGGGAAGGAUCUUAGACCAUUCAUCCAUACUGAAUCUUACCAGAUCCUUGAUAUCCUUUGUCUGCUCUUAUGGACUGCCCUCUUUUUUUUCAUACCAGAUGUAUUCAAUGGGGUUCUAGUCCAGAGACUGAGAUGGCAAUUGCAAAAUGUUUAUUUUGGGGGUGAAUUAACCAUUUCUUUGUGAAUUUUGGUUAGUGCUUGGGGUUAUUUUCUUGCUGGACGAUCCACCUGCGACCAAGUGUCAGGCUCCUUGUAGAGGCAACCAGGUUUUUGGCUAAAAUGUCCUGGUACUUGGUAAAGUUCAUGAUGCUGUUGACCUUAACAAGGGCCUGAGGACCAGUGGAACUGGUGCUAUGGUCAGAUAACAUAAAAAAGAGCUUGUACCCCAGUGGUGGAUUUGGCAUUGAAAGCAGAAGGCCAUCUCAGUCUCCCGACUUGAAACACAUUGAAAAACUGUGGUUUGAAUUGAAGAGGUCAGUCCGUAACAGCAGACGAAGGAUAUCAAAGAUCUGGAAAGAUUCUGUAUUAGGAUCCCUCCCAACGUGUUCUCCAAUCUCAUAAAACAUUAUAGAAAAAGGCUUGGCGUCGUUAUCCUCGCAAGGGGUGCCAGUAAUCAUGACCUCGUGUUUAAAAAAAAUGUAUUUUAGUUAUUACUUGUUUAACAAAAUCUUUUUCUCAGAGCAAUUAGUAUAAGAUAAUAUAAUUUCCCCAUUUUUUGGAGCAUACAAUAUAGCUCAGUAUUGGUAUUAUUUAUUUUAUUCAGUCUUUUUUGCUCAUCUUUAUCAAGGGUGGCAAUAAUUCUGGACCUGACUGUAUUUCUCUGUCUGUCUGUCUGCCUGCCUGCCUGCCUGCCUGCCUGCCUGCCUGCCUGCCUGCCUGCCUCUCUCUCUUUCCCCCCCGAGUGUAGUGUUUUUCAGAAGGUUUUAGUGCAGCACUUACUUGUCCCCCCCUCCAUGUGCUUCUGCUUCUAAUGCAGCCUGCCAGCUGUGGCUCUGUGGCUGAGAACAGCACACACACACACACAAGGACCUGCUGCUGCUCUACUGUCCCUACUGACAGAGAGAGAAAGUGGGGAAGAUAUCUUGCCCUGAGUGUACUGUUUUACGUGCCUCUUCUGAAUGCACUCACCUGACUCUCCUCUCGUUGUCUUAUGUAUGUGUGUGCAGGAUCCUGGCCACGGUGGGCUCAGACUUUGACCUGAGGACUCUGCGGGCGGUGAGAGUACUGAGACCACUCAAACUGGUGUCUGGCAUCCCCAGUAAGUCACUGACAACAGGUCAAAGGUCACUCAGUGUGCACCAUAACAUUACUGUAGUGUUAAUAAAAUAUCAAAGAUUUAUAUACAGAUCAUACAUUUUUAAACACACAAACACAAACUGACUUAUUAAGUAUGACUCAUCUUAUCUUACAUGGACUACAUAUGGCACCCCCCUCUAACCCCCUCCCCCCUCCAUCUCUACCUCUCCCCCCUCAAUCUCUCUCCCUCCCCCUUCCGUCUCUCUCCCUCCCCCUCCAUCUCUCUUCCUCCCCUCUCCGUCUCUCUCCUCCCCCUUCCAUCUCUCCCCUCACCCUCAUCCUCCCCUCCCCCUCCAUCUCUCCCCUCCCCCCCUCCAUCUCUCUCCCCUCCACCUCCGUCUCUCUCCCUCCCCCCUCCUUCUCUCUCCCUCCCCCUCCGUCUCUCUCCCUCCCCCCUCCAUCUCUCUCCCUCCCCCCUCCUCCUCUCCCUCCCCCCUCCGUCCUCUCUCCCUCCCCCCUCCAUCUUCUCCUCCCCCUCCUCUCUCUUCCUCCCCUCCCUCCUCCUCCCCUUCCAUCGUCUCUCCCUCCCCCUCCAUCUCUCUCCCUCCCGUCCCCCCCUCCAUCCUCUCUCCCUCCCCCUCCUCUCUCUCCCUCCCCCUCCAUCUCUGCCCUCCCCCUCCUCUCUCUCCCUCCCCCUCCAUCUCUCUCCCUCCCCCCCUCCCCCCUCCCUCCCCCCUCCGUCUCUCUCCCUCCCCCCUCCGUCUCUCUCCCUCCCCCCCUCCGUCUCUCUCCCUCCCCCCCUCCAUCUCUCUCCCUCCCCCCUCCGUCUCUCUUCCUCCCCCCUCCAUCUCUCUCCCUCCCCCUCCAUCUCUCUCCACAGGUCUUCAGGUGGUAUUGAAGUCUAUCAUGAAGGCCAUGGUGCCUCUGCUCCAGAUAGGCCUGCUGCUAUUCUUCGCCAUACUCAUGUUUGCCAUCAUCGGAGUGGAGUUCUACAUGGGCAAGUUCCACACCACCUGCUUCAAUGUCGACACUGGUGAGUGCUGAAUGGAUUACACACACAUACUGUACACAGUAGUAGAAUGCACAGACACACACACACACACAUAUACAGUAGGUUAUGGAAACACAACACACAGUACCACGUUUUAGGCCUUGCUUGCUUGUCUUUAUUUUGAUAGAUAGCCUUUUAUAGCCAGAUUUUGAUAGAUCACCUCUCAGGGUUGGAUAAGUAUGUGUCUCUCAGUAAGGAGUUGAUGGCGCUGAAAUAGAUAGAUAGAUAGAUAGAUAGAUAGAUAGAUAGAUAGAUAGAUAGAUAGUGUGUUGAGUGUAGAGUUUAAAUGGAUCUGAUAGAAUACAGUUCCUGUAUGCAUACUUUAUGCCAUCAAUGUCAGUGCAGGGUGUGAGUUGAGCAUAGUGUUGACGGCUGUGCCAGCUGGAGGUUGUGUGUGUGUGAGUGUUUGACCCCCUGUGUGGUGGUGGUGUGAGGUCUUGACAGCCUGCUAAUGUAAGUGUGUGUACAUGUGAGUUAUUUUAGUAACAAACAGUGGGGUAACAAAGCAGCUCAAGGCACUGGUAACAUCUCCCCAACUGCAGGUUGCUGUGUGUGUAUGUGUUUGUGUGUGUGUGUGUGGUGUGUAUAUAUGUGUGUGUGUGUAUAUGUUUGUAUGAGUUAUCAGCAGGUGUGCUGCGGCAUUUAGCACUGAGUGCAUGUCAGUGUGUGUAUGUAUGUACCAUAUUCUAAGCUCACUUAAUAUGCCAGGGUGUUUGUUUUACUGUAUAUGUUGUAAUUGCAGUAACUCACUCUCUCCCUCCCCCUCUCCCUCGUGUCCUUACCUCCCCCCUCCCACCAACCCCCUACCCCGCCCUACCUUCUCUCUCCCUUCUUUCUCCUCUCCCCCCAUCCAGGUGAGCGAGCGGCAGCAUUCCCCUGUGGUACGGAGGCCCCAGCCAGGAUGUGUCCUAACGGUACAGAGUGUACAGAGUACUGGAUCGGCCCCAACUACGGCAUCACCAACUUUGACAACAUCCUGUUUGCCGUGCUCACCGUCUUCCAGUGCAUCACCAUGGAGGGAUGGGUGGACAUCCUCUACAAU
Messenger RNA from Coregonus sp. 'balchen', 6393 nucleotides. Lineage: Eukaryota; Metazoa; Chordata; Actinopteri; Salmoniformes; Salmonidae. The record is from the annotation of a GenBank genome assembly.